Humulus lupulus (European hop) is the source of this 303-nucleotide messenger RNA. RefSeq lists its product as uncharacterized. The coding region runs from base 1 to 303 and encodes 100 amino acids. NCBI's taxonomy places the organism in Eukaryota, Viridiplantae, Streptophyta, Magnoliopsida, Rosales, Cannabaceae. The transcript has a single exon. The record is from RefSeq and is a predicted model, not a curated record.
AUGGUCACCAGGGCUCAAAAUGGCAUUUAUAAACCAAAGGCCUAUCUUGCAACUAAACAUCCAUUGCCUGAGUCGCUUCUGCCUAGUGAACCAAGGUCUACUAAUCUUCGAAAUCCAGCCUGGUUUGCUUCUAUGCAGCAAGAAUACAAUGCUUUGAUUGCCACAUGUACUUGGGCUCUUGUACCUUAUGAGCCUCAUAUGAGUCUCAUUGGAAAUAAGUGGGUCUAUAGGGUGAAACUAAAGGUAGAUGGGUCCUUUGACAGAUUCAAAUCUAGGUUGGUUGCAAAGGGGUAUCUACAAUAG